CGAGCGCUCAAUCGAAGCCAAGCUCGGCGAAGAGUUCGGUGUCAGCAAAGAGAACGCCAGAAGCUUCGCUGAAAGGAUCCAAAACGCCGACUGCGGAAGCUGAGGCGAAGCCCGAGGAAGCCGUUAAAGAACAACCGGAGGGUGAGCCAGCGCCCGUUGAGGGAGCCUGGGAGCAAGGAUCGGAGCAAAGAUCGGAGCAAGGAUCGGAGCAAGGUGGAGCUGAGAACGAAGCCUUCGACAUGUUUCCCGAAUACGGAGAUGCGGCGCCCGAAGGACAGCUGGAGUCUGCGAAGGAGCCCGAGCCCGAAGCGCAGCGCUUGCUCUUUGCGGCGCUGGUUGUGCUCGCCACACUGGCACUGAUCGUGAUGGCCGGCCUGUUCCUGUACGCCAAGCCGUUCGAGGUGCUCACCAACGGCACCAUCCUCAAGGUCAGCCCUUGCUCGUCGCCCGGCUGCGUCAAGGCCAAGGCGCUCUCCGACAGCAUGCUUCAAUCCACCAACGUCAAGCAGGGAAGCCUGCACCCCUGCAACAGGUUCUACGAAUACUCGUGCGGGGGCUGGGCAGCCAGGAACAUAGAAACCAGCGCGCGCACAGCGCUGAACGAGGUACUGGUCAACAUGAUGAACCGAACUCUGUCCACGGCCAACCUGGACGCGUCGGAGUACGAGCCGUACCGAAACUUGAUCCUCUUCUACCGAUCCUGCAUCGAAUUUCACACGACGACCAUGCCGACAGAUGUGCGCGUGCGCAAGGCCCUCUACCUGCUCGACUUGAGCUUCACCGAGUGGCUUCACCACAACCAGGAACCCAUAAUCCUGUUCUACUUCAUGAUACGCCUCUCUCUGUCCCAGGGCAUCAACACAUUACUGAAACUGCACGUGGUCGAGAAGAACCGGGAGGCACGCGUGGUGUUGGAGAUUGGCAUGUCGGCGUGGCAAAAGUUCUCCUCGGGCACUUCGCGUAAGUUUGACGAAAGGACGUACAAGCUGUACAUGAGCGAUGCGCUCUUCAGCCUCGACAUCCCCAACAUCACCGAUAAGGUCAUCGAGAAAACGCUCAGCUGGGACAACGUUACUACAACAAGGCACACGCUGGCGAAGAAGGACCUCAUCCAUGAGCACACCGUCUACGAUCUGAUCCGAGGACAGGGCAACGUCAGUGGAGAGGACUGGUUGUACGCCAUCAACGACAACUUGCCGCAGACGCUGCGCCUAAAGAACAACUCGCACAUGGACACACACAAGCUGACGUUCAUCGAGCAAGUGGUCAACGAAUUCUUCAGCAAGAGCAAGAUCGAACUGGUCACCUACGUCUUCACGCUGGCUAUCGCCGAGCUGCUUCGCUACGACUUCAACAGACAACACAGGUACAUAGCGACGUGCUUGAUGUCCUCGUACGACAACUUCCCCGAGCCCCUGAGGAGCCUGUUUGUCAACAAACACCUGAAGAAGAGCGUCCUCGACCACUUUCGGAUAUUCUUCGAGAACAUCAAGACAGAAGUGCAAGCCAGCAUUUCCAGCUUCGACUGGAUGGACCAGAACACGCGCAUCAAGGCACGUGUCAAGAUCAGCACGGUGGGGCUGCGAACUGUGGAGAGCACCACUCGAGAGGUGAACCCCGACGAGGAGCCGAUGUCCGGGGACUUCCUGUCCAACUACGUGGUGAUUGCUCACUACAACAAGAAGCGUGCCAACCGCUAUCCAGAACCGAGCCAGAAAUACCAGCAGAACCUCGACCUGAUCAUCGGGAACGUAUUAGUGGACUACGAGGACAACGUGAUCAGCGUUCCCGCCAGAGACCUGCUGGAGCCAGUUUUCUACGAGGACGUACGUCUUCUCACCGUGGCUCGGCAACCGUGGGCUGACUCGCAGACGAAAGAGAAAUUCGUUAACCUCUCGGCGAUCGGCACUACGGUGGCAGCCGAGGUGAUCUCCGUGGCCUUCUCGCCGUCCGGCUCCAGGUUCGCGGCCGGCGGUCUCAAGAUAGACUGGUGGCCGGAGCGGGUCACCACGAGCUACCAAAAACGCUUGAACUGUUACGAGAGUGAGUAUGCCCAGCUCAGGGAUGCCAUUACGUUGGGCAAUACUACCAGCUCGGGGCCACCAUCGGAAGAGGUCCUGGAGUACUUGAUGACGUACAGCCGGGGCGUCGAGAUCGCCUACAAGAUGGCCGACAUUUCGGACAACAGUAACAAGCAGCUGUUUUUCACGCGAUUCUGCCAGACGUUUUGCAACAGCAACCAGUUCAAGAACACGCACGCACGCAAGACCCUCAACGUCAAGCUUGCCUGCAUGUAUCCGCUGCUGCACAGCGAAGGCUUCCGCGAAGCGUUCGAAUGCGACCACACGCACACUCUCUACCCCAAGAAGAGCUGUCCGCUCCUGUAAUCGGCAGGAUGCUUCGCCUUGCCUACAAGUUCAAGGCUUGUGCUGCGAAGUUGGCACUUUGGCUUUCGACUUGGUAUCGUCUUUGUGAAGGUAGUUGACGCAUCGCCCCCAACAUGUGUCUGACCGAGGGUGUCCUUCGGUCACCCGUUUAUGACACACUGUUUGCGACACUGUUUGAUUAAUAUAGUUUUCGCAUGUACCUUUUAGUGUCUUUUGAGCUUGGCCUGCCUAGAAUGUGUAAUUAUUUGCUGUCAUUUUCUAUUCGGACGAAACUCUGUUCAGAGAUAUUCCGCAGUAACGGUUCUUCUUUUCAACGCACGCACUAGUGUGACGUCGACUGGAGCGUAAUUUUGGUCUGCCGUCUAAAAUUUUGCGCCUGUUAUACAAAAUAACAAAUAAAACACUGCAUAUUCUUGACCGUUCA
Messenger RNA from Dermacentor andersoni, 2811 nucleotides. RefSeq names its product membrane metallo-endopeptidase-like 1. The record is from RefSeq and is a predicted model, not a curated record. Gene Ontology annotation, molecular function: metalloendopeptidase activity. Gene Ontology annotation, biological process: protein processing. Gene Ontology annotation, cellular component: plasma membrane. Lineage: Eukaryota; Metazoa; Arthropoda; Arachnida; Ixodida; Ixodidae.